Molecule: messenger RNA, 2690 nt
Organism: Sphaerulina musiva SO2202
Lineage: Eukaryota; Fungi; Ascomycota; Dothideomycetes; Mycosphaerellales; Mycosphaerellaceae
Exons: 3
Coding region: 1884-2690 (268 amino acids)
Source: RefSeq, a predicted model, not a curated record
AACUCUCUGUCUUGACAACAACCUUGUUCACGUCAGCUUCCGAAGGUGUAGACUAUGCCUCGAGCUGGCCACUAGACAACAGAUGCAAUACCUCCUACUAGGAGAUUGUAGGAGGUAUUGUGCAGCUGAAAUUCUGCGGCGACGAAUGCGCCAAAAAUGUUUCUCCACACCCGAGUGAUAGAUCUAAUGAUGCAGGGCGCGCGGUCUGCAUGAAGCCGGCUCAGAUGAUCGAUGCACACUAAGCCUUCGGUGCGCUGGGCGGUGCUGCACUCGGCGCCUUCUGCACGCGUUGCAUCUUGACAAGGACCAUUCAUUAUUUGCGCCCCUAGCAAAUGGUUGGACGAUGUCGUUGCUAUUGGUACGAUGUCGUCGGGGCCUGGCGGAAGUCAAGAAGAGCCCAGAGAGUGGUUUGAGGAAUUGCAGCUGGACAUAGUGCAAUCCCACCUGCACACAUUGUCUCGCGCAGGCGUCGGACCGAAUUCGAUCAGCCGGCCGAAGCUCGUGCGAAAAUAUGUGCCUGCUCACACGUCUGUGCUUAUCACGUGGAUACGCACCGAGUCUUGGCGUGUCAAUCAUUCUCAGGUCAGGCACCAAGUCCACGGCGUCGUGGGUUCCUGCGUCAACAUCAUCUCACCCCAUCCUCACCCUCAUGCUAUGGCGCGGACCUUCUGUUCUGCUCAAACUUACUGAAAUGCCAUGGUACUGGAAAGCCGAACAAUACAUGGCUCAAUCACUUCCUGGGCUCCCCGCUACCCCGCCGAUACUGAGUUCCCCAGCGAAGGUCGUCGAUCUACUGCCCCAGGCAGACAGAAGCAGGCAGAAGCAGGCAAAGCCACGCGGUUUCUACUAGAGAAUAUGUCUGCUCGGGACGACCCUAUGGCUUACGCAACGGAUAUCCGACUCGAUUCAAGGCGAUAAUGAUGAGCAAGCACGCUGUGCCGGGAAGUCACACGCUGAGCCAAAGUAUGCGGGAGCUCGGACGGGGAUGUUGACUCUCAACGACGAAGAAGAAAUGCUUACCUAGACAACUGAGGCUGGAAGUUGCAUUGCAUCGACAUCGUCUCUUAAGCACGAACCCAGCUCACUCUCGAUUCUAUCUGCUGGGCUCCGGCCGACCUCUCAAGCAAGCGCUUCUCCACGCCGGACUUCACCAAGUCAACAUCUCAGCGUAUGAAUCUAUCAGUGUUUCGUUAUCGACUUGUGUGAUAAUUGAUUCUGUGAUUGGGGCAGACUCAGAGAUACCAUAUGCUAACAUUCCACUUACCCAAAGCCUGGCUUCCACGUCCACAAGGCUUCCCAGAAAAUAAGUCCGACUCAGCUUGCUUAAACGCGGUCUUGACAGUCGAGCAUUUCUGCGAAGAUGUUCAGCCCUCUUGCAGACUGGAGAUGAUAUUAUGUGUCUUCAUUUUGGACCUAUGACACCGUAUUAUCGGGCACCGAGUUCGCAGACACACUAGUAUCGUUCUUCGGGAAAUUUCUAGUCCCAUUUCAAUGCAACAAGCUCAAUGCUCCGUUGUGCACAAGCAAUCAGUUAAGCCAUUGUUGCCCCGGUCGAAACUGAUUAGAGUGUUGCACGUGGCAUGAUGGCGCUGUUCUGAUCCUGGAGUUGGCGUCAAAUUUCUGGUUGUAUGCCGAAUUCGCCGAGACAUGUAGAAAACCACCACAAUGAAACCAAUGAAGCGAAGCAUCUCUUGUCGCGGAGAAAUAAGAGUGUUUGGAGAAGCCUCGUAUUCCGGCAUUGAGUGGCUCCAUGAAACAGUGCUCACAAAACUCGUUAGGAUACAUAAGAGUCGAGGACAGUCCCAUUGAUUACGAGCUGCCAGAAAUCAAGGUUCCUAACUUCAUAUUUAAAGCGCCAGUUCUCACUCAUUAGCACCAUCAAGAUGCAAUACUCACUCACCUCCACCCUCGUGGCCACCACCCUCCUUCUCUCCAGCUCAACAGUAGUCCUCGCCGCUCCUCUCCAACUCGACCUCUCCCAACUCCAACACGUCGACGUCACCAACCCUCUCGGCGUCGGCCCUCAAAUCUUCCCCACGCGCCACGAAGACAAGGAAAAACGUCGAGUGAUUUCCACAGGAGUUUUCCACGGCCAACUUCCCAAAACGGGAGAAUUUGAGACUCUUCCUAUUGUCAAUAAGAAGGAGAAGCGAGAUGCUGAGCCUGUCUUUCCGGGUCAAUACGAUGAUCCAAAAAAGCAGGGAUGGGCGCCGUAUUUUGGAAAUCAGCAGGUCGAUGGGUCUAAGAGGAAGAUGAUGAAGAAGAGAGAGGCAGAAGCUUUGGAGCUGUUGCCGGGUAUGAAGCCCGUCAAUCCCGAAGGUUGCGAUGAUCCGUUUCUUUGCGCUUCUCUGAAGAAGGAGAAGAGAGAGGCGGAAGCGGAAGCGGAAGCUUUGCAACUGUUGCCGGGAAUGGAACCGAUUAACCCCGAGGGUUGCGAUGAUCCGCUUCUUUGCGCUUCUCUGAAGAAGGAGAAGAGAGAGGCGGAAGCAGAAGCGGAAGCUUUGGAGCUGUUGCCGGGUAUGAAUCCCGUCAAUCCCGAGGGUUGCGAUGAUCCGUUUCUUUGCGCUUCUUUGAAGAAGGAGAAGAGAGAGGCUGAAGCUGAAGCGGAAGCGGAAGCUUUGCAGCUGUUGCCGGGAAUGGAGCCGAUUGAUAUGAAGAAGUGCACACUGCCUGAGUGUGUCGUGCUCUGA